UCGCGCGAGCCUUCAUUCCUAAUCCGGAAAAUAAGCCUUAUGUUAACCACAUUAAUGGCAUCAAAUAUGAUAAUCGAGUAGAUAAUUUGGAAUGGGUAACUCCUAAAGAGAAUGCUGAACGUAAGGUAUUUCCAAACCGUGGUCGUGGCAGGUCCAUGAAAAUUGUUCAGAAAACUUUGGAUGGAAAUGUCAUUCAAAUUUGGGAUUCCAUCGCUCUUGCAGGUUAUACACUUAAAAUUUCAAGACCUCAUAUUUCGGCGUGUUGUAGUAGAAAGCGAAAUAUUGCUGGUGGUUGGCGUUGGAUGUAUUAUGAGGAUUAUAUAGAACAAGAUCCUAAUGAAGAAUGGAAAGAAAUAGAGGUUGAUUCACGAAAAUUUAAAGUUUCAUCUCUUGGAAGAGUUCAGUUGCGCAAUGGUUUAAUCUCUCGGGGAUCAUUGGACUCGCGAUAUCUCCGAGUUGAAAAAUAUUAUAUUCAUCGGUUGGUAGCAUUAGCAUUUUGUCUAAAAGAAGAAGGCAAAGAAUACGUAAAUCACAUUGACGGUGACUCUACUAACAAUAAUGCAUCCAAUCUCGAAUGGUGUACCCCGAAAGGAAACUCUCAACACGCUGUACACCUAGGCCUUUGGGGCAACUGUCGUCGACGUGCUAUCAAACAGAUUUUCGAUGAUGGCUCUACUCAAGAAUUUUCAUCCGCAUCUGAAGCACAACGUAUAACUGGAAUUGAUGGAUCAUAUAUUGGAAAAGUUUGCAAAGGGUAUAAGACUCGUGCAGGUGGAUAA
Messenger RNA from Acaulospora colombiana, 779 nucleotides. Lineage: Eukaryota; Fungi; Glomeromycota; Glomeromycetes; Diversisporales; Acaulosporaceae. The record is from the annotation of a GenBank genome assembly.